Messenger RNA from Elaeis guineensis (African oil palm), 2810 nucleotides. RefSeq names its product subtilisin-like protease 4. Gene Ontology annotation, molecular function: serine-type endopeptidase activity. Lineage: Eukaryota; Viridiplantae; Streptophyta; Magnoliopsida; Arecales; Arecaceae. The record is from RefSeq and is a predicted model, not a curated record. Gene Ontology annotation, biological process: proteolysis.
AACCUUAAUGUAGGAACACGUCAAGCAAAGGACCAGUGAGAACUCAGCACGUCUCUAUAUAUAUGCAUAGCUUUGGUGCGAGGCUUCUCAUCCCCCCCGUUCACGUACGCUAUAGCCAUUUUCACCGACACCACGAACAUGUCCAUCACCUUUCUUAUAUUUCUCCUCCUCAUCUCUCCCAAUGCCUUGCCGGCCAUCGGUCGACCCCAUUGUUCGCUCGACCCGAUAGCCAGCGAGGUGCGCAACACUACGAAUAGCCUGAAAACCUAUAUAAUUUAUGUGCAGCCAAACCAUGCCACCGCUCAGUCCGACGAUCCCCAAGAAUUGGAGAGGUGGUACAGGUCAUUCCUACCCUCCGGCGUGGUCAACUCAGGCGAGCCCCGGCUUGUCUACUCCUACAGCAGAUUCAUUAUGGGGUUUGCUGCGAGGCUGACCGACGAAGAGCUUGCUGAUGUGAAGAAGAAGGAUGGUUUCUUGCAUGCACACCCCGACCGCCUAGUGCCUCUUCAGACGACCUACACGCCGGAAUUCUUGGGCCUGCAUAGGGACCAAGGCUUCUGGAAGGACUCCAACUUCGGCAAAGGCGUCAUCAUCGGCGUGCUGGACAGCGGAAUCUUACCGACUCACCCAUCCUUCGAUGAUCACAACAUGCCUCCUCCACCAGCAAAAUGGAAAGGGUCUUGCGAGUUCGACGUGUCCCUGUGCAACAACAAGCUCAUCGGUGCAAGGACUUUCACCCAAGGAAUGAACGCCAUGAGAACAUCACAAGGUGCUGUGCAGCUGCAAGCACCGUACGAUUAUACUGGACACGGGACACACGUUGCCGGCACCGCGGCCGGCAUGUUUGUCGACAAUGCCAAUGUUGUCGGGCAGUUCACUGGCACUGCCGCCGGUAUAGCACCCUAUGCUCAUCUGGCCAUAUAUAAAGUCUGCGGCCGUGGCGGAUGUCCCUCGUCUGACAUACUUGCCGGACUCGACAGUGCCAUCGCCGAUGAAGUUGACAUCGUAUCUCUCUCCCUCGGUGGCCCAUCUGUUCCUUUCUAUCUGGAUGCCACAGCCAUCGGUACGUUCAGAGCCAUGGAGAAGGGCAUCUUCGUCAGCUGUGCAGCAGGGAACAGUGGACCCUCAGAUAGCACGCUGUCGAACGAGGCACCAUGGAUGUUGACGGUCGGAGCAAGCACGGUCGAUCGGUCCAUUCGAUCCACCGUGGAGCUCGGUAGUGGAGUUAAGCUUGAUGGAGAGGCCGUCUACCUGCCCAUGUCUGGCGAAUUCAUCCAAAAAAUCUACCAGCCUAGUGACUCCACCUUCUUGCGCCUCCCUGGAGAAUCCAGUACUCUCGAGCCUAGGGCCCUGCAGUCUGACAUGCUACCACUGGUGUAUCCUGGCUCGGUCGGAGGACCAAGGGCUGCCUUCUGCCUCGAUGGCUCACUUGCUGGCAUCGAUGUCAAAGGAAAGAUUGUGGUAUGCGAUAUAUUAAUAAAGAAUAUUAGUACGGUGGACCAAGGUGUAAACGUCAAGGGCGCCGGAGGGGCUGCUAUAAUUAUUGCCAACGGCAAGGAAGAAGGCCACACCAUCACUAUCGGCGUCCACGUCCUGCCCGCUUCCCAUGUCAGCUAUGACGAUGGAUUGAAGAUAAAAUCGUACAUCCAGUCGGUUUUGUAUCCCAGGGCAUCGAUCACGUUGGUGGGCACAUUGUUUGGAAUAUCUCCAGCUCCGGCGGUUGCUUCCUUCUCCUCCAGAGGACCCAACCGGGCCGACCUAACCAUCCUGAAGCCCGACAUCAUCGGCCCCGGGGUGAACAUAUUAGCUGCGUCGCCCUUCCCGGUGGGACCUUCCGGAGCUACAACAAUGUUUAAUAUAAUGUCCGGCACAUCCAUGGCCACCCCACAUCUUAGUGGGGUAGCUGCUCUGCUGAAAAACAGGCACCCUGACUGGUCGCCGGCAGCGAUCAAGUCGGCAAUCAUGACGACUGCAACUUUGACUGCCAACGACGGCAGAAGGAUCCCUGACCAGAACCUAAACACCGCAGACUUCUUCGCACUCGGAUCCGGCCAUGUGAAUCCGACGAGAGCUGACAACCCAGGUCUCGUCUACGAUAUCAGCUCCAGCUAUUACAUCGCUUACCUAUGUGGCCUGAAGUACACUGAUCAGCAGGUUAGCGCCAUAGCGGGUCAUUUCGUCUCCUGUUCAUCUGUCCAGAGCAUCUCCGGCACGGAGCUGAACUUACCCUCGUUCAUGGUGCCCUUAAACAGCACAAACCACUACAAAUUGGAUGUUUUUCGGAUGGUGACGAAUGUCGGAGCUCCGAAUUCGAUAUAUGAGGCGCAAGUGAUGGCUCCGCAAGGAGUGUCCGUCGUGGUGAAUCCUCAGCGGCUGACCUUUUCUCAAGUCAACGAGAAGGCAACAUUCAAGGUGACCUUCUCCAGAGAAGGCAGCGGCCAUGGAAUUUAUCGGCCGGGCUCAUUGAAAUGGGUCUCAUCAGAUGGAAAUACAAUCGUUAAUAGUCCAAUAAUGGUACAGAUCGUUUGAUAGAGAGUAUGGAGCAUCUCUCAGGUGCUUCUGCCAUGUAAGCAAGUAAAUGAAGUCGAUCUAGUACUGUGUCUCUGCUUGUGUGUGGUGUGUUUGUUUGCAGCUGUUUAAUAACGGUGGGAGUGCCACCUUGUUGCCGAGUUGAAACUCGGAACCUCUACUCAGCUGGUGAGGACUGGGAGGGGACGUUUCAUGUGUUUUGCAUGUAUGAAAGUUUGCUGUUCUCUCUUUGUGGUCAUCUCGUGUUCUUGAUUGCUUAAUUAAAUUGCUCGAUGUCUGAU